CUUGACAGAGCGGGUUGGUGGAAGGUUGUUUUGUUUUGGGAGCUUUUGCUGCGCUGCCACCAUGGCGAGCUACUCUCGCGUCCUGCUCCGGAUGCUCCCUCUGCGGCGUUGGCCUCUGCCCGGCCUGGGCCCCAUCUGGCUCAGCGAGCCGCAGCCGGCGUGCAGGCCCCUGUGGCCGGCCAACCCCAGCUUCGUGGACCGCGUGAUGGCCGACAUGGAGAGGCAGUUCCAAGAGAUGGAGAAGAUGAGCCGCGCCUUCUUCCAGGCGACGCCGCUGCCUUUCGGAGGGGAGCGCGAAAGCCACAAGGAAGCCUCGGAGGAGAACGCCUGCCCGGCCGAGGGUAAAAACCAUUACCGCUUCUCGGUGGACGUGGCCGGCUUUACUCCCGAGGAGAUGACGGUGAACCUGGAGGGGAGGAAAGUGACGGUGACCGCCAAGCGCCAAAGGGAGAGCCAGAGCAAAGACCGCGGCUACUGGGUGGAGCAUCAAGAGCUGCGCCGGGAAACCCUCCUGCCUCCUGAUGUGGACCUUCAGGCCAUCGCUUGCUCUCUGAAUCCGGAUGGGCAGCUGUGCAUCGAGGCCCCGCGCCUGGCCGAAUCCGAGCCCGCGCAACACACCAUCCCCAUCGAUGUGAAAGCAGCCGAUCCGAGUCCCGGCGGGGAAGACAAGCCCAAGGAGCAGUGAUCGUGUGGAUGAUGUUCCUGACACGCACAUAGAAUCGCCCUAUAUGAAAAUGAGCAGGCUCAGCUGCUCCCUUUAGGAAAAUAAAAAAAAAAAGGCUCUGCGGCCUUUCCUUGUCUACAAUAAAGCCUCUUUCAAUUUACCCGUGGACGUUAUUUCUGAAUGUUGUGUUCUGUGGGUCUGACAACCAACUGGUAUAAACUUAAGAUUUCAGAGGAUGAUGAUGUGCUGAAAAAGACUGUAUUAAACGGAGUGGGUGGGAAUGGAGGUUGUCUUCUACUGUGCAAACAGCAAGUUGAAUUCUUAAAUGAUGGGUAAAAGUAUGACUGACUAAAUGUGGGUGUCCUGUAUGACAAAAAAAAGUGGACAUUGUAUUUAUUUUUAAAGAAUAAACUUA
Molecule: messenger RNA, 1079 nt
Organism: Pseudonaja textilis
Lineage: Eukaryota; Metazoa; Chordata; Lepidosauria; Squamata; Elapidae
Product: heat shock protein 30C-like
Biological process (GO): protein refolding; response to heat
Cellular component (GO): nucleus; cytoplasm
Source: RefSeq, a predicted model, not a curated record